This is a messenger RNA of Candidula unifasciata, 492 nucleotides long. NCBI's taxonomy places the organism in Eukaryota, Metazoa, Mollusca, Gastropoda, Stylommatophora, Geomitridae. The record is from the annotation of a GenBank genome assembly.
AUGACCUCCAGCGCCACCUUAAAAAUCCAGUUGACUUUGAAGAGAUCACAUGAUUAUGGUGCAGUUUAUAGAAAACAAGAUGGAGGCCGGUUUGACAACAGCGUGACAUUGAAACUCAACGCCAACACCAAGUAUUGUCUGUCUGUGACCACUCGACCAGCCCGACCUGUCCGGCAGAUGGUGCUCAAAUCGGAAAAGUUAGAUCUAGAAGCACAGAAAGGCGAGAGAAGUGACGAUAACUGUCUCGUGUACCAGGCUGAUUGGUCAACUGUCGGUAUGGAGGUUAACAAAAGCUCGACCCGAGUCUAUGUGCCUGUAGUCAUCGAGCUGGAGGACGGAGCGUGUCUGGACACCCGACUACAGGUGAAAAUCUACCCAGAAACAGAGACCACUCACAGCAGAUGGGGUCAAGAGUUUCACCUGUUGAACUGGGACUGUUGUUACAAGCCUAGUCAGCCGGUUAUUAGCAUCCAGAAGGAGGAGUACCUCUAG